Molecule: messenger RNA, 1083 nt
Organism: Phytophthora infestans T30-4
Lineage: Eukaryota; Oomycota; Peronosporomycetes; Peronosporales; Peronosporaceae
Exons: 2
Coding region: 1-1083 (360 amino acids)
Source: RefSeq, a predicted model, not a curated record
AUGAGUGAGGCGAUGUGGUGGAAAGUAAGGGCGUUUAAAAUGGAGGCUUAUGUACGCUCUGCAAUGUUACAGAAUGAUACGUUCGAAGAUACUAUUCGUCAACUUGAAGUGAGCAUGAGCAAUGUGAAACAAGAGUUGGCUUCAAGACUGUCACGCGAAGCUCAAUUAGUGUCACAACUAACUGCGCUAAAGUCGGAGCUAGCAACUACGAAAGAGCAAGCUGCGUCGAUAGCAGAAAAGUAUCAACUUGCUAGUGUAGAGCUCGAAAAGCGACAAGGAGAAGCGUCGACGCGUGGCGAUGAAACGCAACGUACUCGCAUGGCUAUUCAACGUAAAACGGAGCUUUUAUCGCAACAAAAAGCAAAAGUAUCGUCGCUUCAACAAGAGUUAGAACAGGCGUCUAAGAAGCUUGAACGACUGACAACGGCAGAGAAACAGACGGCAGUGCUGCAACAAAAAGCAAAGGAGCACACGCAGCAGCUUUUGCAAGCUCGUCAAUGUUACGAACAAUGUCACAAUGACAACAUUCAGUUGUCGCUCCACUUAGAGAAAACGAAGACCCGUCAUGCGAGUAUUGUGACACGAUUGAAAGCUGCACGAGCUGAGAGCGCGAAUCUCAGGACUGAGUUAAAAAACAGUGUAAAGGUUGGUACUAAAGGGGCCAACAGUAGCGACAACCAAGUUGAAAUGAACGUCUCUGUAGCGUCCUUAGCUGAAGAGACUCGAGCGCUUAAGCGACGAGUACUUCAGAAACAAGACGUGAUAGUAAGCUACAAAGCGAAGCUGACGGAGUAUGAAGCUCAGCUGGAGCGACAACGAGAGACUAUGGUGAAGCUUGCACGUACGAAUCGCGAGCUGCAACAAGGGCAGCGUCAACGACAACAACAAGAACAGGAGUACAUUUCAUCGGUUCAUGCUAAACUUGAGACACAACUCGGAGCGAAGCAAGAGCAGUUGGAUGGUCUACGUGCUUCUGUGUACGAUUCCUUCGAAGCCUUCGUAUACUGUCAGCCUCCGUCGACGACAAACUUUUUGCAAUUAGGCGAUGGACGGACUUUUCAGUCAAUGACCUCGAGGAGCUGA